AUGAAGGCGCUUCGUCUUCUAACCCAGUUUAGGAAGCCAAGUCCCUCGCUAUUGUUCUCGCAAAGGCGCGCCCUUUUCUCUUCGUCUUCAGCCGCUAACCCUAGGGUUUCAAAUUCCUUUUCCGACGAGGACCGAGAAGGCAGCGGCGUUUAUCGGCGAGCACUCAAGUUCCAGCGUCCAACGACAAUCACAUGGCGUCGUCGGGAAGAGAAUCUGGACAACUUUGGUAGCUUUAUCGGCACUGUAUGGCAUCCUUGGCAAGAGAAUCUGGGAAACUCUGGUAGCUUUAUCGGCACUGUAUGGCAUCCUUGGCAAGAGAAUCUGGGAAACUCUGCUAGCUUUAUCGGCACUGUAUGGCAUCCUUGGCAAGAGAAUCUGGGAAACUCUGCUAGCUUUAUCGGCACUGUGACUGGCCCCCUUCGGGUCGUAAACAACAACGACCGUGGUCCGUUUGGCGUUCACACUGUUCUUUGCGUCAAAAACACCCCUCAAUCUGACAGCACUUUUACGAUACUACUGAAGAUGUGGGGCGAGAUGGCAGAAUUGUCUUUCAAACAUUUGAAACCGAAUGAUUUUAUUUAUGUCUCAGGUUGUUUAGGUUCUUACACAAGGGUGGAUCAGAAUGGGAAUUCCAGACUGCAUCACGAGUUAGUAGUGCAGGAGUUGAAUUAUGUAGCACAACAUGGACAAGGAUCAAGCUCCAAAACUUAUGAGGAACCACAAUCUGAUGGAGGUGGAGCUGUUUCAGAGAAGUAUAAGGAUCGCCUUCACUUAUGGCAAGUGUUUUUUGCCAAUCCGUAUGAAUGGUGGGAUAACAGGGAAGACAAGUUGAAUCCAAGGCAACCAGAUUUUAAGCACAAGGAUACUGGUGAAGCUCUCUGGCUGUCGUCAGGUGAUCCUCCAUGGAUUAAAAGACAACUCGAAUUGCUUGACACGAGAAUGGCAGAACAGGGGCACGGCCAAAAACGUUUCCGUGUCUCCAAGUGGGAGUAUGAUGAGUAG
Molecule: messenger RNA, 1002 nt
Organism: Prunus armeniaca (apricot)
Lineage: Eukaryota; Viridiplantae; Streptophyta; Magnoliopsida; Rosales; Rosaceae
Source: the annotation of a GenBank genome assembly